Amblyraja radiata (thorny skate) is the source of this 552-nucleotide messenger RNA. RefSeq names its product ubiquinol-cytochrome c reductase, complex III subunit XI (gene uqcr11). The transcript is spliced from 3 exons. Gene Ontology annotation, biological process: mitochondrial electron transport, ubiquinol to cytochrome c. The record is from RefSeq and is a predicted model, not a curated record. NCBI's taxonomy places the organism in Eukaryota, Metazoa, Chordata, Chondrichthyes, Rajiformes, Rajidae. Bases 102 to 269 code for a protein of 55 amino acids. Gene Ontology annotation, cellular component: mitochondrial inner membrane.
CGGCGGGCAGGCUGGGGCAAGGGCGGGGUCCUGCCGCCAUCUUGUGGGUCGGUUGGUCAGGCGGCGGCGGCGGCGGCGGGGACGGAGCAGGAGGCGACGCCAUGUUGGAGCGGGUACUGGGGCCGAGAUACGCGCAGCUGCUGAGGAACUGGAUUCCAACAAUGACAACUUGGGGAGCUGUGGGGAGUGUAGCAUUUAUAUAUGUUACAGACUGGAAAGUAAUAGUUGGUCGUAUCCCAUACAUAAAAGGAAAAUUCAAGACUGAAUGAAGAUCUCACUAGCUUAAUGGAAUUAAAAGAAUAAUCUGACCAAGUGAUCAAUGACAGACACCAAACCAGUCAAGAAUUUUGUGAACUGAACAUUUCUAGUUUUGAACUUUUAAAGCUGAGCAGGAAUCGGUUCUAACAUCUUCUGAGGCUGCAUGUAAUAAUAUAAAACAGAUUGUGGCCACUGGAACACUUACUGCUCUGAUUCUUCAGAUUUUGGGGAUAUUUUGGUCUUUGAAUGUAUCCUCCAGCUUCUAAAAUAAAAUAUGUAAACCUGUAAUAUAAA